This is a messenger RNA of Caenorhabditis elegans, 1251 nucleotides long. RefSeq names its product Alpha-(1,3)-fucosyltransferase fut-5 (gene fut-5). Gene Ontology annotation, cellular component: membrane; Golgi cisterna membrane. The transcript has 8 exons. The coding region runs from base 85 to 1221 and encodes 378 amino acids. Gene Ontology annotation, biological process: N-glycan processing; glycoprotein biosynthetic process. The record is from RefSeq and is marked reviewed. Lineage: Eukaryota; Metazoa; Nematoda; Chromadorea; Rhabditida; Rhabditidae. Gene Ontology annotation, molecular function: 3-galactosyl-N-acetylglucosaminide 4-alpha-L-fucosyltransferase activity; fucosyltransferase activity.
UUUCCAUAGAAACUUCUAUAUUAUUUUCCUCUUUUGGGAGGACACUUCUCUAUUUUUAUACUUUUUAUAUUUUACAGAUUCUUUAUGAAACAUAAUACUUUACGAGCCGUGUUUCAAUUCUCAUUUUUCAUCGGAAUAUGCACUUUUAUUAUGAUAGCCGGGUACUCGUAUCAAAUCAAUUAUAAUCAGAGAAUGGGGAUUUUUUACGGAGGAAAUAUAACAUUUAAAAAGGUACCAAAAGUUGUAAUAUACACUGCCACUCCAUUUUUCGAUGUACCCAUUGAAAAUUCAAUUUUACGGGAUUGUUCUGAAAAAAUUAAAAACUCGUGCACUGUUACAAGCAAUAAUAAGACUUUUCCAAUUGCGGAUGCCAUUGUAUUCCACUCACGGGAUAUCAAUGAGACGAAACUCUCAUUUUUCAAUAAAAAUCGACGAUAUGAUAUUCCAUAUAUCAUGAUGGCUAUGGAAAAUCCAUUUUUUGCUGGCUUAACUGUAUAUCAUAACUUUUUUAAUUGGACAAUGACUUAUCGCACCGAUUCUGAUAUUUUCCAUCCAUAUGGGGCAUUUGUGAAGAGUUAUGUGCCAGCUGAAGUGAACUACAGCGAAAUCUGGAAUUCGAAAACAAAAGAAACACUCUGGAUGGUCUCAAAUGGAAAUGCACAGAACAAACGAAAGGAAUUGGUUGAAAAAUUAAUUAAAAAAGGAAUGAGUAUUGAUUUAUACGGACAAUUAUACAAAAAGGAACCUGCUGAAUGUCCAAGGCGCAGAGGUCCUCCCGGGUGUGAUGUGAAGUUCCAUUCACCCUACAAAUUCGCCAUCGCUUUUGAAAACAGUAACUGCAAGGAUUACGUGACCGAGAAAUUCUGGAAAAAAGCAGGUAUUUACAAGACAGUUCCCAUUGUGAUGUCUAGAAAAAUUUAUAGAGAUCUUGGAAUCCCAGAUUCAAUGUACAUCGCAGUUGAUGACUACCCGAAUCUUGAAGAAUUUGUGCAUCAUAUCCAAAAUGUGACAUCUAAUGAAGAGGAGUAUAUGAAAUAUCAUAAGUGGAGAAAACAAUUCAAAAUUGUGGAUACCAAUGAGGGAAACAUCGGGUUUUGCCAAUUGUGUCAAAAGCUGGCGGGUUACAAAAGAAAACUGGUACCUCACAAAGUUUACGAGAAUUUAAACUCUUGGCAUAGCACUUCGACUUGUGAUAAUUCGUUUGCAACUCGGUUUUUAUGAUUUUUGAAGUUAAAAUAAAGAUUUAAAUUA